Messenger RNA from Cajanus cajan (pigeon pea), 890 nucleotides. The record is from RefSeq and is a predicted model, not a curated record. NCBI's taxonomy places the organism in Eukaryota, Viridiplantae, Streptophyta, Magnoliopsida, Fabales, Fabaceae.
UUUUCACUCACAAAUAACACCGAAGCAAAGUUCGUGCAAAGAUGACAAGCUUUAGCAUCCUCAUGGUGAUAGCCCUAUCCUUCACUAGAGCACUCUCAGAACUAUGCAACCCACAAGACAAGCAAACCCUACUCCAAAUCAAGAAAGAGCUUGGCAACCCAACCCCCCUCUCCUCUUGGCACCCAACAACUGAUUGCUGCAACCACAGAUGGUCAGGUAUCUCAUGCGACACACGCACCAAAACAUACCGCAUCCACGAACUCCAUCUCAUCAACCUUAACCUCCCCAAACCCUACCCUAUUCCCUCCUCCAUCGGAAACCUUCCCUACUUGAACACCCUUAACUUUGACACCAUCCCCAACCUCGUUGGCCCCAUCCCCCCCUCCUUCGCCAAACUCACCUACCUCCAUUAUUUCUACAUCACUCACACCAACGUCUCCGGCCAGAUACCCCAUUUCUUGUCCCGAAUCAAAACCCUCGUCACCAUCCAAUUCUCCCACAACCAACUCUCUGGCACCCUCCCCGCUUCCCUCUCUUCUCUCCCUAACCUCGUACACCUAUCUAUUCUAAUCCCUUCUCACAAACGUCGCCGUGAGACUGAUAGACCCAUAACGCUAGUGAAUUUGGAAAUGGAAAUCCGAGUCGGAGAGACCGAAGAGAAUGUGGAGGUCCAAUUUGCGGAGAGGACGUUGAGUAUGUGUGUCGAUGAAAAUUGGGACCCUGUGGACCGUGGGACCGAGCGCGGUAAGGCAGUUUCUUUCUGGGAUGAAAAAUUUAACCACUCAGCUCAUAUCCGUGGGACCGAUUUGCUCGAUGGUGAUAAAGAUGAUCUAGAUAAGAUGAUUAUUUUUUCCAUCACCAAAGGAGUCGAGUCUUUGAAUAAUACAUGA